GUUAUUUUUAAAAGUUGCCGAGAAAAUGUUGGUUAGUUUGAGGAGUACAGCCUACAGUUUAAAUGUUUUCUCGUGUUACAGGCCGCACUCGUUAUAUUAAAUUAUUAUUAUAUACCUGAUUCUAGAUUUUCUUAACUCUACGUCUGGAAUAUCUACCGUUCGCAGACUAGACAUAGGCAUAUUUGUGUUGUGAGAUAUUUUUAGUUUGUAGUAUAAUGUGCUACUACAUGUAGUUUAAAACGCUUUGGAAGUAGUACGAAUAAAUCACUAAGAGGAUUGAUAAUGUAAAGGGAGCAAAUAAAAGUAGUGUACUUUGAGACGUAAAUUGCAAAAAUAUAAUAGAUGUAUAAUUUUGAUUUUUUUUUUAUAUAAUUUGAAUUUGUAGUUUAAUGUUGAUUUUUGAUUGUGAGAAUGCAUAAUAGAUAAAAUGUCAAAAAUCUCUCUGGACGGCUUUUUUUCCUACUGCAAGUCAAUAGCUGAGCAUAUCCAACUGGGCGAGAGAAUGGCGGCGCUAUCUGGACAAGGAACCCCCAGGCUGACCUCCUCCGUGGGCAACCUCUACUAUGACUCCAUCCUGCCGUACCGCGAGGAUGCCGGGCCCCAAACCCGGGAGUUCCUGGCGCGCGUCGUGGACGUUCUGCUGGAUUUCGUGCAGCAGGUCAACGACCGCAACGAGAAGAUCCUAGAAUUCAAGAUGCCUGAAGAAAUGCAGAAGCUGCUAGACCUUGAGCUUCGCGAUGAGCCGCUGCCGCUCAAGCAGCUGCUGGAAGAUUGCAAGACCACCCUGAAGCACCAGGUCAAGACUGGCCACCCCCACUUCUUCAACCAGCUCUCCUGCGGCCUGGACAUCAUUUCCCUGGCCGGCGAGUGGCUGACGGCCGCCGCCAACACCAACAUGUUCACGUACGAGAUCGCUCCCGUCUUCAUACUGAUGGAGAACGUGGUUCUCGAGAAGAUGAGGGCUAUGAUCGGGUGGAGCGAUGGUGACUCUAUUCUGGCCCCUGGUGGUUCCGUGUCCAACUUGUACGCGUUCCUGGCAGCUCGCCACAACAUGUUCCCACAGUACAAGGAGAAGGGACUUUCCAGCAUUCCUGGACAUUUGGUCAUGUUUACGUCAGAUCAGUGCCACUACUCCGUGAAAUCCUGCGCCUCGGUCUGCGGUCUCGGCACGGAUUACUGCAUCUCCGUGCCUUCUGAUGAGCGCGGGCGCAUGAUUCCAGCUGAGCUGGAGCGGCGCGUGCGCGAACAUAAGGAUAAGGGCAACGUGCCGUUCUUCGUAAACGCGACGUCAGGAACCACCGUGCUGGGCGCGUUCGACCCGCUGCCCGAGAUCGCCGACAUCUGCCAGAAGUACAACAUGUGGAUGCACGUCGAUGCUGCGUGGGGCGGCGGCCUGCUGUUCUCCAAGAAGUACCGCCAUCCGCGUCUCACGGGCAUUGAGAGGGCUGACUCCGUGACCUGGAACCCGCACAAGCUGAUGGGCACCCUGCUCCAGUGCUCCACCGUACACUUCAAGAUUCCCGGCAUCCUGCUGAGCUGCAACGAGAUGGCCGCCGAGUACCUCUUCAUGACGGACAAAAUCUACGAUCCUCGCUUCGACACCGGCGACAAGGUCAUCCAGUGCGGACGCCAUAAUGACAUCUUCAAGUUGUGGCUGCAGUGGCGCGGGAAGGGCACGUCAGGCUUCGAGCGCCACAUGGACCGCCUGAUGGAGCUAUCCGAGUACAUGGUGCGCCGCAUCCGCGAGCAGAGCGACAAGUUCCACCUCAUCCUGGAGCCGGAGCUGGUCAACGUCAGCUUCUGGUACCUUCCGCGUCAGCUGCGAGGAGUGCCCCAUGAUCAGAAGAAGGAAAUUCUCCUUGGCAAGGUUUGCGCCAAGCUGAAGGGCCGCAUGAUGCAGGCCGGCACCAUCAUGGUGGGCUACCAGCCGGACGACCGCCGCCCCAACUUCUUCCGUAACAUCAUCAGUUCAGCCGCCGUCACCGAGAAGGACGUAGACUUCCUGCUGGCCGAGAUGGACCGACUCGGGCAUGACAUCGUUGUGGACUAAAGUGAAAACGCAAGUCUUUCAACGGAUCGAGAUUUAUUUUUCUUCUACAGAUCUGUUCUUGACACUAUGUUAAGGCGUUCUGUUAGAUAGCUUUUGGGUUAUUGAGAUCAUUUGUGAUUUGUCAUAAGGUGAAUCGCCUUUAAAAAGAAAUAUGACAUUUCCUUCUACACACCUAUUUGCUGAACAUUAUUUAGACGUUUAUUGUCGCUGUAAUGUCACGAAAAUUUUGAAAAUUUAUCAUUGAUCAAAUUGAUCAAAGUCUCUCAUCGAAUUCUAAAUUAGGUCCGUUGAAAAGACCUAUACGUCAAAAAUGUGGUUUCCCUUCCAAUGAAUAAGUAGCGUUUGACUUGUAUUUAAAAACGUUAGUUUUUUCAUUAGUCAAUAUCAGUCAAUGCCACGAAAUCGGUUAAAAAAUAGAACUAGUACCUAAUCAGUGCAACUCGUACCUGUACGUACAUGUAUUAUCUUUUUACCAAAGAGUUAUUGAUUGUAGAAGAAAACUGUAAUAAACGAAGAACUCCACUUAUUUAAUUUUUUUCUACUUCCGCUAUCGAAUUCGUAAUUCGAUUUUGUCUUAGACUUUAUACCUAUUAUACUAAUCAUAACUCUUUGCGAGUGUUGUUAAAAAACCGUUUGGCUGGUCAUGAAGUUAGUUACUAAUAUAUUUGACGAGAUGGCGUUGUUAACGUUAUAAACUAAAAAAUAUAGCUUUGUGUUGAAUAUUGAUUCUACCUUACUAGGCAUUAUAUAAUGAUUAAUCGCUUUUGGUGCGUAUUUUAACGGGGUAUUGGCUGUAUUGCCUCCAGUAGAUAUCUUGAGAGCUAAGUACAUGUAAUGUAGUAUUUAAAUUCGUAAUUAAUCUUCGUUCAAGACUAAGAUUGGGAAGAGAACGGUUUAGAUGCGCUAUUUUCAGGCAGAUUCUUAUUCAAGGCUAUAAAUACAUCGGUAAAACGUAACAAAAAUGUAUAAAUACAAUUCAAAAGUUGAUAUUAAUAUAUGUAUGUAUCGUUAAAAUUAAAUUCUAAUAUAGGUAUGUACAGUCAGCAUCAAAAGUAGCGCAUCAAAUAACGUUUCAUAAGUAUCUACCAUUCUGUAACAGCGUAACAAAAAGUGAUGUCAUUAAUAUAGAACAACCAAGACUGUAAAAGAUAUGCUUUUGAGCGCGAAUUUUAACAAUUUAUCUAUAUUUGGAAAAGUUAUCCGGAAUAUCAGAUACUUUUGGCGCGUUGUUUCAUCCGCUACUAUUGAUGCUGACUGUACAAAAAAAAUGUUAUUAUUGUUCACAUUUGUCAACACGUUUUUAUGUUGACCUGCGUUCGCGAUAUUUUAAUAUUUAUGUAUGUUGCCUGAAAAUGAUCAGAUUGAAAUUGCUUUAAUAUUAGAAGAUUGGCUUGAAACUGCUCAAAGUGACAUGAGAUUAUAAAACAAAGUUGGAGGAAUUGUAACAAUAUAGUCAAAUAUUAGAGGUCCACUUCUUUAUAAUAUAAUAUACUUAUUUAAAGUUUAGAUUUUAAACUCGAAACACUGUACUAUGCCUAGCAUUUCCAAAAAUCAAAACAUAUACUUUUAUAAACCAUACAAGCUUCAGCUACAGCUGUGUAAAAUUAAUUUGGAUCUUAAAACCAAUAAAAUGAUUAGAAACGUUUUAAUAAAUUUAAAAAUAUAUAUCUAGUGUUCCAAAACUUGCAUUUAUUGGCUACUUAGUGGGUUCUAUGUUGGCUAACAUUUAUAUGAACCGUCUAUAAAAUAUAUUAGAAUAAAUAGUCAUAAUAUUCAUGAAUCAUAUAUUAUAAAUGUCUAAAUGUCUUCCGGGAAAUUAAGUCUAAAUGUUUGUUGACAAUGGAAAUAUAUUUUCAAUAGUUAAGAUGUUAAAUUUAAUAUAUUGUAUUUAAUAAGGAAUUUCCAUCAUAAGGCCUAAAUUAUUUUUCAUUUGUAUUAAUGUGUGAGCUGAAAGCGUAUUUAUUUGCUUAAAAUAUAUUUCUCUUUGGGAAAUGGUUGAAAAUUUUACGCGUAGCGUAGCCUAGGUAUAUUUAGAAAUAAAAAUAAUAUAUGUAUCAGUGUAUCAGUCAUAUAUACGAGACAUAGGUAUCUCCCAUUUUGCCAAUUAAAAGUAUAUUUUACAUGUUGUGUAGUAGCCUUUCGAAAUUAAAUUAUUUGUUAAAUGCGAGUCUAAAAGGCGCCUCGCAAACGGGCAGAAAUUAUCAGGAUUCAGCACCGUAUGCUCUAUGGUCACGAAAUUUAUUAAUAUAUUGUCUGUGUCAUAUGAUUUUUCCAUACAAAAAAACGGAGUUUAUAGACAAUACUUUUUCCGAAUUUAUUCCAGAGCUGAAUUCCUGUUAAUUGCCCAUGUGUGGUGCGCCUUAAGUAGUCUAAGAGAAUUUAUUUGACGCGUAAGUCACGCCCUAUUAUAAUUAAAAUUGUGAUUUUUGUUUAUUGGCUACGUAUAUAUUUAUAUUUAAAAUAGCUUAUUUUCAAAUUAUUGAAUCUAUCGUUUGACAAUGUUAGGUAAAGUGUAAUAUCUUAAAUUAUUGUGUAAAAACGCAAUAAAUAAUAAUAAUGCAUUGCACCGUUACUCGCCAUUAGGUAUCAUAUAAAAAUAGAUAUAAGUAAUAAUUAGUGUAUUGUGUAUUUUUCCCUACAAAAGACUUUAAACUGUCUUGUGUUAAUAAUAUUGGUUUGAUUAACAGUUUAUCUCCAAGGUCACAAUUUCUAAGAUUUUAUGAUUUUCACCGACACUAAGUUUUUUAUUAAUUGUUUUUUGGCGAAUUUAAGUUUCCCUUAUUUUAAGUACGUAUUAUUUUCAUAGGAUAUGUAACUAUAAGACAAUACGAAAUGUGACGAUGACAAUAGUAAUAGUAGACUAGAAGAGUGAAGGAGGUAAUAUAUAUUAUGUAACUCUGUCUGUAUGUUGUCUCGAUUUUUGGCUAUCUUCAUGUUGUUGAUGUAUAUUUUACUUUUUUAAAUGUAAUUUUAUUUCAAACUCGAUGUAUUUCUGCUACAGUACUUUAAGCUGUGUUUCCAUUUAAACAGAUAACUCAAUAAUAACACAACUAUCUAUAAAUGAAUACAUGGCUAAAUAGGCUUCAUAUUUUCUUCUUCAACUGGUAGCGCCACCUAGUGGCCGGUAGAUGAACUAAGCGUUUCGUUUCUUUGAACUAAGUGUUUUAGAUAAACAAUAAUUGCGACUAAAAGUCGUUUAUUUUCGAUUGUUAAGAUGAAACUAUCUGUCAAAUUAUAAAUAAAUUAAAUGUAAAUAGGUAGUGUGUCUGAAGAGUGCGAGGGUUUUUAGUAUGCUACAGAUUUCAAUUUAUUUUUGCGAAGGUUAUAUUGUAAUAAGUUUUAGCUAAUUAAUAAAAAUAUGAGCAUUUUUGAAAUUAUUAAAAGCAUAGAGUGUUUUUAACAUAGUACUAGAAAUGUAUUAUUUCUUGCCAACAACAGAGGGCGCUAAAGUCACUUAAUUUAUUAAAGAGUAUUUUUUUACCGAUGCGAAAUUAAAUAAAGGUUAACUCUUCUAGGGCAAAUUAUUUUUCCAUAAUAUUACUUAGUUUUUGAAUUAAACUCAACAAUAUGGCUUUAUUUGCUGUAUUAAAGUAUGUACGCGACUACUAAGUAUGUAAUGACAUGUUUCUGUGUAAAAGAAAAUAUAUUUUCAAUGUCAAAUAAGAUAAAUGGAAUACAGCAACAAAAUACAAAGGUCUUCCAUGAAUGUCUUCCAUUUAUAUUAGAGUAAGCUACUGUUCUGUGCAAAACUUCUAAAUUGUACCGCUACUCGCCGGUAGAUGGCAGUACUUAUAAAAUUUAAAGCACUUUUACAACGGUCACAACGGACGUGAUAAAUAAGGACUGUUAAUUAUCAAUUAAAAUUACUUUGCUCCGAUCAAGAGCUCAGAGCAGAUAUUUUGUCAAAGUCGGAGGAACUUAACUUCCUGUUGCGAUUGGCAGUCUAUUCUUUAUACGUCUCUGUAAUUAUUAAUUAUUGUGAUAUUUUAUGUUCAUCGAAUACUUAAUCUAGACGUAUUAGUGUUUCGACAAGUUUAGUGUUUAGAAGCAAUAUACCGUUCACUAAGUCACUGUAACGUGUCACAGUUAGCCAAAAUUGAUAUAUCCUGAUUGUUGCUAUAUGUAAGAACCUGUAUAACCAAUAAAUGGUAUUGUUGUUAGUU
Messenger RNA from Cydia pomonella (codling moth), 6213 nucleotides. RefSeq names its product glutamate decarboxylase (gene Gad1). Gene Ontology annotation, cellular component: cytoplasm. The transcript has 14 exons. Gene Ontology annotation, molecular function: carboxy-lyase activity; pyridoxal phosphate binding. The record is from RefSeq and is a predicted model, not a curated record. Lineage: Eukaryota; Metazoa; Arthropoda; Insecta; Lepidoptera; Tortricidae. Bases 428 to 2050 code for a protein of 540 amino acids. Gene Ontology annotation, biological process: carboxylic acid metabolic process.